GGAGCCGUCCCGGACGCCCGGCGGGGCGGCGGUGGCAGCGCGUGCUCUCGUGAACGCUUUAAACACGCAGAACAGAGGUAACCGCGGCGCGGAUCAAUGGGCUAAUUAUGAUGCAAGGGCAGAAGUCCGUGAGCAAAGGGGAAGCGGCAUCCACAAACAGCCGUGCACGCUCUACGCUCCUGUCUGACGUUGUUACGUAAGCGGGACCACUAACUGCCGUGCGCUACCUAGGGAGCUGUGAGCGCAGUGCUGGGAACACCGGGCAGCAGCGCCCGGCCCGCCCGCAGAGCCGCACGGCGGGGGAGGGCUGCCUGCGGGACGCCUCUGUGCCGUUCGGCCGCAGCGGGACGUCGGUCGGCUGCCCGGGACGGCACUCAGAGAGCCGCUCGGCCCCACGUCGGAGCCCCGCCCGCAAACAUGCGGCAGAACGCCCGCGGCCCCAGCACCCGAGCUGAGCUACUCGGCCGGCCGGCCGGGAUCCGCCCGCCGGAGCCAGGGGCGGGCCGAGCCGGGCCGGGCCUAGAGGCGGUGGCGGCGAAGAGGAGGGCCGCGCGGAACGGGCGGAGCUGCGGCGGGGCUCGCCAUGGUGCUGGUGGUCGUCAUGGGCGUGAGCGGCUCCGGGAAAACCACGGUUGGGUCACGUUUGGCAGCAAAGGUACGGCUGCAUUCUGUUCUUGUACCGGUGUUCGUCACUGCUUCUUAUCUUCUCGCUCCGUCUGGCAACCCGCAGCUCUUGGACGACUGGCACUUAGUCGUGCUGCAACAGUGGCAGCUUCACAGCACAGACUGCCUGCUCACCAUAGCCAGUUUGGGCAGCUAUUGCCAACGCAACAUCAUCUAAAGGAACAGCAAUUAUGCGUCAACCAUUGCUGUUGUUUUGCUGAGCUGGUAGUUGUGCUGGGAUGGAAAUUCUAUGAUGCAGAUGACUAUCAUUCUCCAGAGAAUAAAAAGAAGAUGGCAGCAGGAAUACCACUAAAUGAUGAGAGAAGAAUCAUCUAGACAAGAUGCAGUUCUGGCCUGUUCAGCACUGAAGAAAAUCUAUAGACAUAUAUUAGUUAGUGGAGCAUCUGCAAUUGGGAACACCCAGUCAGAGAACCCAGGAGAAAAUGCAGCACUGAAUAUCCUCUUUGUUCAUCUGGAUGGCCCUACAGACCUCAUUGCUCGCCGCCUGGAGAAGAGGAGAGGACAUUUCAUGCCACUAAAACUACUCCAGUCUCAGUUUGAUGCUCUGGAGCCUCCUACAGCACCAGAAAACUUUAUUACUGUCAGUCUAGAAAAAUCUCUUCCUGAGAUAGUGCUGGAGAUUGAGAAAGCCAUUUUUUCAGGGUGAGGCUUUUCCAAAGUAAGUCCCUAAAUCAUAUAUGCAGAAAUUCACUUAGCAAUAUCAUGUUUACGAAGCAUCAUUUUAAUUGUUUUUAAGUUCGUCGAAGCAACUAUUUUUUCCCAAUAUUUAAGUGAAUUACAAUGUUAAGAACUGGUUUGCUACUCUUGGUAUAUUUGUCCUGGCUCUGUAAAAGACAUACAAAAUGAAGUUUUAAAAAACUGUCAGUAAUUCUUAAAUUCCUCACUAUGUGAACAUAAAAUCAGUGUUAGUAUCCAAACACACCCUGCUUUUGAAAAUCCUAUCAAGGAUUAUGCACAAUAAUUGAAUUUCUUUUUCAAUUUUUACUGUCAAACAUGGAGACAGGCACAUCUAACAAGUGAUUAAUUAAUUUACAGCUUUGUUAAAAGCUGUAUGUUUAUCUUCCUGCAAGUAUAAAGGACAGGAAUAUGCACAGUGAAGUCCCGUGCCUGACACGGUCACUGUCUCACUGACAUGAUUUUUAACAGUCUCUGGUUUCUGUGUUUAUGUUCUUGCCAACCUCCCCAGAGCAGCGAGGCUUUACCACCUCUUUAAUACUUUCACUGAACACCGAGCUAGAAGACACAAAGGGAAAAAAGGUGGUGGUGGGAGUGGUGAAGUAACAUACAAAAUACAACUGUAUGAAAAGUUAUGGAAAUAAAUAAAGUAUCUGGGGCACCGUA
Molecule: messenger RNA, 2025 nt
Organism: Gallus gallus (chicken)
Lineage: Eukaryota; Metazoa; Chordata; Aves; Galliformes; Phasianidae
Gene: IDNK
Product: IDNK, gluconokinase
Exons: 4
Coding region: 418-999 (193 amino acids)
Cellular component (GO): cytoplasm
Molecular function (GO): gluconokinase activity
Source: RefSeq, a predicted model, not a curated record